GCCAGCUGGCCGGGGCCUCGUUCAACACCCCAAGCAAUACCUGCAAUUGAGGACUCCUCCCUGGGAGAGGACAGCCUGUCAGCAUGGCUCAGGAGUUUGUGAACGGCAAAAUCCAGCCUGGGAAGGUGGUCGUGUUCAUCAAACCCACCUGCCCCUACUGCAGAAGGACCCAAGAGAUCCUCAGUCAAUUGCCCUUCAAACCAGGGUUUCUGGAAUUUGUCGAUAUCACAGCCAACAGCGAUGCAAACGAGAUUCAAGAUUAUCUGCAGCGGCUCACAGGAGCAAGAACGGUGCCUCGAGUGUUUUUUGGCAAGGAGUGUAUAGGUGGAUGCAGUGAUCUAGUAACUCUGCAAGAGAACGGGCAGCUGGUGACUCGCCUAGAGCAGAUUGGAGCUCUGCAGUAACUGCAGAGCAGUACCCAUGAUGACUUCUCCCUCCAGAGCUGAACAGCGUUACAAAGGAUGACAGCACUUACUGGUCGAUGGAAUUUUGGGCACAAAGAGCUUUUUUCUUCUUUUGGCUCAGUAUUAAAAAAAGUGAACCCACCUGCUCCUAACCACAGGCCCAAGAAGGUUUUGAUGGACCAUUUUGGUUUUCUUCUGCAUUAGUCCUUUGGGUUCCAGGAGGCUGCAACAAGUUCUGGCCUAAGAUUCACCCACCGACCCAAAAGUUGUUCUUUCCCUUUAGCAUGUGUCUCUUAUUGUUCUCCCUGUGUGGGCCUGCCUCUACCUCUACCUCUAAGACAGUGUUUCUCCACCAUGUUUAGCCAGACCCACUCACCCACUCACCCCCAGGACGAAUCUAUAGUUGGUUUUCUGCUACUGCUGAAAUUUUCAUUUUGCUGAGUUCAACUUCAUGAGUUUGUGUUGUGCAAUCAGUGGGUGUUUCAGAUGUGUUUUUUCAAACUACAUGCAGCUCUCCACCCCACCCUGAGAAUUACUGCCCUGAACCAGUGUUCUCAACCCUGCUGUCUCACACGUCUCAUAGGAAAUGUUCAAUUCUGUGAAGGGUCUAAGGAUUCAAUGAGAAACUAUGAAAAGUUAAGCAUGGUUGGUUUUCACUUGGUGCCACUUGGAUCAGAGGCACAAGUACAGAGGCCGGGGUCCUGUGGCAACACUCUGUUUAAGACAGUUAUCCAGGUCAUCCCAAACAACCAUGUGUUAAUUUAGAUUUACCAGCAAAAUGAAAACAUAAAAUGUAAAGCAUUAUCAUAGAAAACUUGCAGCCCCCUCCCACAAGAGUGUAUCUAUGAAAGAGCCAAAUCUGAGAAACACUGUCCUAAAUGAGUCUGCCUUUUACCCGCCCCACCCUUUGAAACCUUAAUCCCUUCCCAUGAAGUUUGUUCUAGAAUUACAAGAUUAAGUUCAUUUCAUUCUGCAGUCUCUGGUGCAAAUGGUUAAUUUCUUUUCUAAUAAAGAAGUACCUAUAGAUGACUCAA
Lemur catta (Ring-tailed lemur) is the source of this 1438-nucleotide messenger RNA. RefSeq names its product glutaredoxin (gene GLRX). The record is from RefSeq and is a predicted model, not a curated record. The coding region runs from base 84 to 404 and encodes 106 amino acids. The transcript is spliced from 3 exons. NCBI's taxonomy places the organism in Eukaryota, Metazoa, Chordata, Mammalia, Primates, Lemuridae.